AACAGAUCUAUCGUGAGAUACGUAGCUACCGGUAUGUAGGUGUGCCGAUAAUUGACAUUGGUAUCAAAGUAGAGCAACUGUUCACCUAAUAGUCUGUUUUUGAGGAUGCGUCGCUUGACUAAGCGGCAGCCUUUAGAGGUUGUCAAGGAGCUAGAUGCUUUCCCGAAGAUACCGGAGAGCUAUGUGGAAACAUCAUCAAGUGGUGGCGGAGUAUCUAUAUUCAUCUUUGCGUGCAUAGCCAUCCUGGUCGUAGCUGAAAUCUAUCAGUACCGCUCAUCAGAGCUACGCUACCAGUACAGUGUAGAUUCCGACAUGAACAGUAAAUUGCAAAUUAAUGCAGACAUCACAGUGGCAAUGCAAUGUGAUUAUAUCGGUGCGGAUGUGUUAGACGUGGCUGGUAGUUCCAUACCGCUAGGCACUGAUCUGCUACUAACGCCGUCAUACUUUGAAUUGAGCAAAGCGCAGAAAAAGUGGCGAAAGCACAUUCUGGAACUGAAGGGCGUGAAGAUGAAUUAUCAAUCACUAAACACUCUGGUCACAGAUAGCCCCAAACGGCUCAACUUGCCUGAUAAUCCUGUGGAAGAUGAUAGACAACCUGAUGCCUGUAGAAUUCAUGGUAGUUUCCAUGUCAAUAAGGUCGAAGGGAAUUUCCACGUUACUGUUGGAAAGUCCAUCCCACAUAUGCGUGGGCACACCCAUCUAAGUGCCUUCAUUGAUUCAAAAGACUACAACUUUUCGCAUCGCAUCGACAAGUUAUCGUUUGGCCCGGAAGUUCCCGGGUUGAUAAACCCUCUCGAUGCGGAAUAUCAGACCACCGAGGCCAAUUAUUUUAUCUAUCAAUACUUUAUUCAGAUUGUGCCAACGGAAUUUGCAACGCGUCAGCAGAAGUUGAACACGAAUCAGUUCUCAUUCACAAACCAGAAACGUGAACUGAACCAUGUUACUGGUAGUCAUGGCGUGCCAGGUAUAUUUUUCAAGUAUGACCUAUCACCAGUUAAAGUACACAUAAGGGAAGUUGAACACCCGAUUGUUGGCCUAUUUGUGAAGCUGUGUGGCAUCAUUGGUGGCAUUUUUGCCACGUCAGGAAUUCUCCAUGGCCUAGUGUCAUUUUUGUUCUCGUGUUUCCACUCAAAAUCUGAAUCAUCAAUGUCAGAGGAAGAUCAGCUCAAGGCCAAAGCCGAGAGGCUCGCAGCUGAAGCCGAUGGAAAUUAGCGUUGCGUAUGAGCUUUACGCUCUUAAAGACCCUGCUCCCUUCCGUUCCUUGACCUUGCUGGUCAGUGGAGCUUAAUGUGAAGCUAACAGUUGCUUCUCAUAUGGAUGUACUAAUACUGUAAUACUUCUUGAAGUAGGUGCUUCGCUAGUGCUUUCCUGUCACUGGCACAAGACAGUGUUCACUUCAAAAACAUACACAAGCUACCCAGGAACUAACUUAAAAUUCCCCCUCUCUCUCUUUUGUUUUAAAUAAAUGAAUUCUUCGGGGCAUGGUAAUCUGCUGGCGGAUCACCGUGUCCUGUAGUGAGUCAUGUAUCAUAACUGCUGGCCAGUUUGAUUUCCUGUUUUUGUUUCUGCUUGUGUCGCAUUACUUGACCUUGCCUGCCCCACCCCUGUACAGUUGUUGUCCAUGGCCGUGUGUAUAUACCUCCUUGUCAGGCCUUCAUAGUGUGGAUAAUCGAUUGCCCGUCCGUCCAAGUGAAGUUGUGUAAUUUUAGCUGACUGUCGUCGCUUUCCAGCCGCAUGCUUUCAUCUAGCUUUCCUGUUCAUUUCUCGUGUCCCGGAUUUUGCUAUUAAUUAUUUCCUCGUCGUUUUCUCCCGGCUUGUAUAUAUGCAGCAGCAAGACUACAGCUUCUACAACCAUGUACGUCAUGUAGUUCAGUGCACCUUAUGAUGUGUCAGUGACGUAACCCAUCUUGAUUUUCAAACUCCACGUUUUGAUCUAUAGGUGCAUUAACGGUUACCAUGGUUAUGGCCAUGUACUUGCAAGAGGACAUGGUGUACUCGA
This is a messenger RNA of Sycon ciliatum, 1999 nucleotides long. Its product is annotated as endoplasmic reticulum-Golgi intermediate compartment protein 2-like. The transcript is spliced from 16 exons. Gene Ontology annotation, biological process: retrograde vesicle-mediated transport, Golgi to endoplasmic reticulum; endoplasmic reticulum to Golgi vesicle-mediated transport. The record is from RefSeq and is a predicted model, not a curated record. The coding region runs from base 106 to 1212 and encodes 368 amino acids. Gene Ontology annotation, cellular component: endoplasmic reticulum; membrane; COPII-coated ER to Golgi transport vesicle. NCBI's taxonomy places the organism in Eukaryota, Metazoa, Porifera, Calcarea, Leucosolenida, Sycettidae.